AAAACCAAAAAAAGAAAGAGAGACAUUGAGUAACUUGUGUGUGAUGUAAGAGUCAAGAAACAGAGGACUCUUCAGAGUUAAGACCAAACUCCCGUCUCAAAAUGCGUAUGAGUUUUUAGCGGAAAAUCCAGAGAACCCAUUUGUUGAUAAGGAUUCAUGGCCCAAAUAAUUAUGAUAAGGCUUUGCUGAGUUGAGCUUAGUUGCAGACAGAUCUGGUUAGCAUUGAGCUUUCAAAUGCCUUGAUUAUGGACUAGAGUAAAUGCUUUAGUGGAUAUUGUUCCCCAUAAGAGAUUUUAACUUUGCCACUGUGAAAUCUAUCCGAGAUUGGUAAGGUAAUGGCCGCAGCAGAAGCAAAAGCAGCAAGGUGGCAUACAGCUAAUCAUUCCUUUGUCCAAGAAGAUGUGAGGAAAGCUCCAAAAUUUUCUUGCUCCCCAUCAUCUUCUUCCUCAAAAUCAGAGUCUGAUGGUGCACCUAAUAAUGCUGCAAGUGGACCUGAUCGUCCCUCCCCAACUUGCAUUCCCAAUAAACCAUCGAACAUUAAAUGGUGGUUGAACCUGCAACCGCACUUUGGGCACCACAAGGAUUUUACGUAUGAACAGCUAAACGCCUUGGAGACUGAGCUUGAAGUUUUGAGUUCUGGAUUUGUUAAUAAGUCUGCAAAAAUUAGUGAGGAUCACCAACCCAAGGGAAAAUUUAGUAAUCAAACUGGUAUGAAAAACAAUAAUAAUUCUUUUGUGGAGAAACCUUGGGAGGUUUCUGCCACUUGUAAAAAUAAUGAACAUGAUGCUGGAAUGCAAGAAUUCAAGGCUGUACUUGGUAAUGAUUCACAGAGAACUACUAAUAAAAAGGAAUUGGGGGAGUUCUGGUACUUGGACGAUAAAUUGAUGGGCUUGGACUCUUUCAACUGCUUGGUCUCAGAACAAGCGAAGAGGCUUUCUUCUGAUCUGGGAUCCAAUUGGGUGGGAACUGAGAAGACUGAGCCUUGGUGGCGCUCUGCUGGUCAAGAUGAGUUGGCUUCCUUGGUUGCUCAGAAGUCACUUGAACAUAUUGAGAAUUGUGAUCUUCCCCGACCCCUGGCCAAGCAUUUUAGGAAGGGGCCAUCUGCUUGUACAGAGUGUUUUGAUCAUGAUGAGAGUUUGGCUUCAUCUUUAGAUAAGAUGGUUGAUAAGGGAUUCUCUAGUCUGAAGAACUAUACCUGGGAAAGCCCCAAUACUGAUCACUCACUUCAGGAUUCAGACCAACCUUUCAGUAACAGUAUUGGUAAUUGUACAAUUAAGGACGAGGCAGAUGAUGAUCCUAGCAAGACUAAAUUGUUGGAGGCACUGUGUCAUUCUCAAACACGAGCAAGGGAAGCUGAGAAAGCAGCACAGCAAGCCUAUACUGAUAAGGAGCACAUUAUCAUGCUCUUUUUAAGACAGGCAUCACAGCUCUUUGCUUAUAAGCAGUGGUUCCAGCUGCUGCAGCUCGAGAAUCUCUACAUCCAGCUCAAGAACAAAAACCAACCUAUUUCCAGUCUUUUUCCGGUUGUCUUACACAGAGGCAGGCAAAUGAAGAAGGGUCAGAAGAGGGCUGAGAAGAGAAAGCGUGGUAGACAAAGGAAUGAAAUUAGAAAGUGUGCAGUUGCUUUUGCAGUGGGGUUAGGUCUUGCCGGCGCUGGUUUGCUCAUUGGUUGGACCAUGGGGUGGUUGUUUCCACCUCUUUAAAUUGCUCCUUGGUUAUGGCUGUCAAUGACACUCCUGUUCAGUUAACCAUGAUGCUUGAAUAGAAUUUGCUUUGCAUUUUGGUCA
Messenger RNA from Alnus glutinosa, 1787 nucleotides. RefSeq lists its product as uncharacterized. The coding region runs from base 336 to 1703 and encodes 455 amino acids. The transcript has 3 exons. Lineage: Eukaryota; Viridiplantae; Streptophyta; Magnoliopsida; Fagales; Betulaceae. The record is from RefSeq and is a predicted model, not a curated record.